Molecule: messenger RNA, 2463 nt
Organism: Armigeres subalbatus
Lineage: Eukaryota; Metazoa; Arthropoda; Insecta; Diptera; Culicidae
Gene: CAH1
Product: carbonic anhydrase
Exons: 4
Coding region: 541-1371 (276 amino acids)
Molecular function (GO): carbonate dehydratase activity; zinc ion binding
Source: RefSeq, a predicted model, not a curated record
CGGUGUGUUGGUACGUCUAGUGGUUUACGUUCGCGUUCGGGUCGCAUAUAAAGUGACCGCUUUGAUGUUACCCAACCUUAAUCGUCGAAUCCAGUCGAGAAGCAGUCUUGCUAUAGAACGGACGCGAGUCAUUAGCAACAAAUCCAUUCCGGUUUGUUUCAUGUACUGAUUUUGAGUAUUCGGGUCGGUCUAACAUCGCAAUAGUUGAAAGUGCACCGGACUUGAACCGGACACCCGGCGAUUCAAUAUUCAAUUAUUGUCCAAGAGUGUGAUUUUAUCUGCUGUGCAGAAAUUCUGUGAAUCCCAUCGCUUUGGGCGCAACUGGUGAAAGACUUGCUGUCGCUUUUUUAGUGUUGCACCUUGAUCGGACGCGUCUCGUCGACGUGGUGUUGCAAUUGUUGUUACGGUUUAAUAGCACCGAUUGGAAAGUUUAAUUUUCUGUUAAAUAUUUAAAAGUUGCGACUUAACAAGCCGGUGAAAAAGGUGCUUGUCGCUUGAAUAUAUUUGUUACACGUGAAUCAAACGAAAGGAAGGUUUAAAAUGUCGACUUCUUGGGGAUACACUGAACUGAAUGGACCUCAUGUCUGGCCGGAAAUGUACCCACAGGCCGCCGGCAAACGUCAAUCGCCGAUAGACAUUGUCACAGACAAAACGCAGCAGUCGAGCGACUUGAAGCAGAACCCGCUGCGCUGGACGUACGUCCCGGAGAACACACGCAGCCUGGUAAAUCCGGGCUACUGCUGGCGCGUAGAUGUCAACGGCAAGGGAUCCCAGCUGACCGGCGGACCGCUGAACGACGAAAUCUUCGUCCUGGAGCAGUUCCAUGCACACUGGGGCUGCUCGGACCGUCGCGGCUCGGAGCAUACGGUGGAUGGAGUUUCCUAUGCGGGCGAGCUGCAUCUCGUUCACUGGAACCAGAGCAAGUACAAAAGCUUCGCCGAAGCUGCCGGACAACCCGAUGGGCUGGCUGUGUUGGGAGUUUUUCUGCAGGUCGGCAGGCCACACCCGGAGCUGGAUGCAAUUGCGAAGCUAUUGCCCUUCAUCACACACAAGGGUGACAAAGUUACCAUCAACAAGCCAUUGGAUCCGGCCAACCUGCUACCCAACGGAAAGGCCUACUGGACCUACCACGGCUCGUUGACCACUCCACCGUGUACGGAAUCGGUUACCUGGAUCCUGUUCAAGGAUCCCAUCGACGUGUCCCACGACCAGCUGGAACUGUUCCGUGAGAUGCGUUGCUAUGAUGCCCGGGAGGACUGCCCCUGUGACGACUCGCUGCACAAGACGUUCGAGUACGGCAAGGUGGUCAACAACUACCGGCCACCACUGGAGUUGAACAAUCGCGAGCUGCGCGAGUUCGGAGGUCACUAAGCGUUUGACAACCGCCGAACUAAGCACAUCAUCACCGGACCCUGUUGUGUAGAACUACAUAUGAUAUGGAUAUCUAUUUGUAGAUAUAGUCUUACAUUGCGCCUAGUGCGAUUGAGUUUUGUCGUUGUGCAACGAUUGAAAAGCAAUAACAUGUUACACUACUUGUUCACGUUGUCGAGUGUGUCUGUUUCAACACGAUUGUGAAAAGUGAACAAACCAAUAAGCAAAACUUCUGUGUUGUUAGUAACGGUUGAUAUAUGCAUGUACAAGAUACGGAUCCGUCAGAUUUGAAUACGAUGAAAACGAUCCUAUAGAUGUUGAUUUCUAUAAAUUUAAAGUUUCUUUUUAUGUAACCAAUUGGAUUUUUAUUACUAAAGAAUUAUCGUAUUGAAAUUAUAACACACUUAAGGACAGACAGGUUUUAAGUUACGGCUGAGCUCGGUAGCAUAGCCCCACACUAAGGAGCAGGUGCAGUGCAAUCCAGAAGAAUCAUUGGAAUUUGUUUUUAUUCAAAACUUGUUUAAUACGCGUUGGACCGGUACACACAUAAUAUUAUAUUAAUAUUCCGGUGGUACUGUAGUUGACAAUCGGAGUAAUUCAGUUGGCCAUUUAUUGUUACGUAAAAUUGUUGUUAGGUUAAACAUAUUUUCUAAUACGUAUAUUGUUUCGGUCCAUUUAUUAACACUUUGAAAGUCGAGUUUUACUAAAACUGAAAAAAAAACCUAGAAAGUGCCUAUUACUGUAUAGAAAUGGUGAAAAGAUAAGAGCAGUCGGCAAGUUAACAAACGAGUAAUCGAACCGUAAACAGUAUUUCAGGGAACUGGUAGUCAAUUAAUCGCAUCGCGUGACAAUGACCCCGGCAAACAAUAGAGCAGAUAAAGUUUAGUAGAACCUUUACUAGCAACUCCCAAAAUAUUAUACAGUUUUUGUGCCGCUUAACAGAUGAGUGCUGUUGUAUUAGCACCCAGAAGUAGGAAACAAAUAACGCUCUGUUAGCACCAAGAGAAUAAUGUUAGAAAACAUAUUACUAUUGUGACCAUUAUUUGAAAAAAUAUAUAUUUGGACCAACACCUAGUUGAUAGCAUGCGAAAA